Messenger RNA from Planococcus citri (citrus mealybug), 3024 nucleotides. Its product is annotated as kin of IRRE-like protein 1. NCBI's taxonomy places the organism in Eukaryota, Metazoa, Arthropoda, Insecta, Hemiptera, Pseudococcidae. Gene Ontology annotation, cellular component: neuron projection membrane. The record is from RefSeq and is a predicted model, not a curated record. Gene Ontology annotation, biological process: synapse organization. The coding region runs from base 344 to 1213 and encodes 289 amino acids. The transcript is spliced from 6 exons.
UGGUCGUUCGAAUAGUCAGUCUUGAUUCGGGUCUUUUAUGAGUCAGAAGGGGUGCAACUUGCAGUUAAUUUCUAACUUACGAAAUAUUUUCUGUAUUUUUUUUCCCUCGACUUUGCAUUUUUUUAUCGAAUAUUUCGUCCUAUGGCCAAUAAAGCCAUGAUACGAUCACGUUUUGAUUUUUGCCGGCGAGUUUUUUACUAUUGGCGUGUUGCUUCGGUUUCGUGAAUUUUUUCGCGCGCGAUGUUAAACGUUUGUUAACAUAGUGGUGUGGUGUGAUUAACCCGAGCAUAUUUCCAAAAAAAAUUGUUGUCGUUGGAAUCCCACAGGAUCCGGCUAUUUCAAUAUGAUCACCAGGAACCGGAUCAUUGGAAGUGUGUUGUUCAUGGCCCAGAUUAAUUUAGGUUACCUUUCAUAUUCACCAAAGAAUCCGGCCAAUGUUCCAAAUACGCUGAAUUCUGGAAUGUCUCUGAUACCAUAUUUUGAUCCAUCGAUGCCAACGAAUGUUACAGCGUUGGUGGGCAAAUCCGCAUAUUUGAGCUGUAAAGUUCGAAAUUUGGGUAAUAAAACGGUAUCGUGGAUUAGGCAUCGUGAUAUACACAUCUUGACCGUGGGCAGCUACACGUACACGACUGAUCAACGUUUCCAAGCGAUACAUCGUAAAAACAGCGACGAAUGGACGUUGCAAAUUAAAUGGGCUCAAAAAAGAGACGGCGGCAUGUACGAAUGUCAAAUUAGUACUCAACCAGUGAAAAGCUUUUUCGUUAAUUUAAGCGUAGUCGUACCAACGGCCACCAUAUUGGGAGGACCAGAUUUACACGUUGAUAAAGGAAGCACUAUCAAUCUUACUUGUAGUAUCAAAUACAGCCCAGAACCGCCGGCCUAUAUAUUUUGGUACCAUCAUGACGAAGCGAUCAGCUACGAUUCGACCAGAGGUGGCGUAAGUUUAAUAACAGUCAAAGGUGACACAACUACCAGCUGUUUAAUCAUCCAAAAAGCUCGUCUUUCCGAUUCUGGCAAAUAUUCGUGUAGUCCAUCGAAUGCAGACGUUGCCAGUAUACAAGUUCAUGUGUUAAAUGGGGAAAGUCCAGCAGCGAUGCAAACAGGCUCGGCGGGAUUGUCGAAUAGUUCAGUAAACAUUUUGAUAUUAAUGUCGUUAUGUUGGCUGUACUCGCAUUUUAUGAUGAAUCUAAGAUUACGCGCUCGAAUGAAUUAAAAAUAAUAAAUUACGACGUCACGAUAAAAAAUUCACACAGACUGAUUUUUUUGCGGCCUAUACAGCCGAUUGGUUUUUCGGAUUACGAAGAGCUCACCUAUCAAUUUUUUCCUUUUAAUUUUUUUUUUUUUUUUUUUUUUUUUCGUUCUAGUUAAGAAUUUCUUCUUCUCAUUGUACAAAUUUGUGAAUAAUAUUUUUUUUCGAUGCGAACGCGUAUGACGCGAGUCGUUUAUGUAAAUAAAAAAUUACGAUGUAUUGUUUUAUGAAAAUAUUUUACCCUGUGAUGCAUUAAUUUAAAAUAUUGAUAUGUUAUUAUUAUAUGUACGAGGCUUUCUAAUUCACCUUUAUUGUUUCACGUUUGGUUUGUGUUCACAACAGCCAUUGUAUAAAAUACUGUUAUAGGCUGAUGAAUGAAGGCUUCUGUAGGGCUUCUUAUUGAGUGUUUUAUUUACAAAUGUGAAUGUAAAAAGAAAAAAUUUCGAAGAGUCAAUUAUAAAAUAAUGCUGUGAUUCUUUCAAAUUUAAUAGCAAGAAAAUUCGUCAAGUUACCGGUUGUAGAGUUGAAGUUGGCGUCAGCUUGGGUUAAAAUUGGUGCAUCUUUUACUACAUAGUACUAUAAAUAAAUUGUGUCGUUUAUUUAAAUCGUGAAUGAUUAUUUACUCAAAGAAUAGCGCGUAUUUUUGAUUUCUAAGUUGGAUGAAUAGGUAUGAAAGAAGUUCUAAGGGUAAAAUAAAUUUUCGAUCGUUUUAAAAUGAAAAUAAUACCAAAAACUUGAAUAUCAAAAAUUCCAUCGGGAACUACAAAUACAAUUUUGACCAAAAUGAUUAUAAUUUUAGUAAAAUAUUGACAUUUUUUUAAUUCGUUGAUUAAUUGCAAUAAACGAACCGAUAGGAAAUUAAAUUAUGCAUGGAUCUCGAAGUAAAUUUCAUCACCAUUUUAUUUACCUGCCAAAACGAUUUUUGGUAUGAAUUUAACGCAUAGGUAGUUCAAUUGUAAUACCUAAGUAACGAAUCUCGAAUUCGUUUCUUUUUAUUUUUUGUUCUUUUUUUGUUUUUUAAAAUUAGUUACCGUUAAUUCAAAAUGCAUUUCGCUUCACCAGUGUCGCCUGCAUACACUAAUACCAAUAAUUUAUUUGGAAAUUGUAUAAACACACCAUAAGUAAAUGUACCUGUACUUACCUGUAUCUAUAUACGUUUUGUUUAGUAUAAUUUUUUUAUACCUAUGUAUUUUUGUAAUUUUUUGUACAAUACACAAAAAUGAAUAAAUCGUCACCGACCUAACCCCGAGUAUUGGGUGAAUUUAAUAUCGAGUGAUAGAACUUUCCAUAUUACAAUCAUGCUUAGGUACCUUUAAUAUGUAAUAUACUCGCGUAUACCAUGUAAAAUAUUUUUAAAAAUACCUAAAUUUACCAAAAACGUUGGAUAAUUUAGUAAAAAUAUGGUUUCUUUUGUAUUUUUCUCUUUUAUUUUGUGUACAAUACCUACGUUUUACUUUUCAUGUAUAGAAAGAAAAAAAAAUCUGAAAAACGUUAAAUAUCUAUUAAGUUAAGAAGAAUUUUUACAAAAUUGUACUAUACAAUAAGGCUUUGAAGAAAAUAAUGUUUUUGUGUUGAAAUUUUAUUACGAUUUCGAAUUUUGUUCGCGAUAAUUACGAAUAUUAAGGUGAUCAUUUAUCAUAGAAUUAUCGAAACAUGUAUUUUUUUUUUUUUUUUUUUUUUUGUUUAGUUAUUCGUUGUUAUACAGUUUACUAGGGUUAUGUGAAUUGGACAUUUUUUUCUGUUUAUAUUGAAAAAUAAAUUUUAUUUUACUAGUA